CAAAGGGAGACAUGGAGAGAGAAGCUUAUAAGCUUUGUUUCUCUCACUAUCUCUCUGUCUAAAAAACUUUGCUUUCCUUUAUUUCUCUAUCUAUGUCUCCUACAUUGUCUUGUUCUACUUCAAGAAUCUCUCAUCUCACUUCCAUGCAUUAAAGCGUUUGUCUCUCUUGACUAAUUGCAUUCUCAUGCUUUGCGGGUUUCUUCUUGUUUCUUGUUCAUAAGCGUUUCAUUAGCGCAUUGACAAAGUCUUACUACAAGAGGAAACCAAGAACACCCAUUUGCUGUUUGGUCCCUUUUGAUUCAUUUCUAGUCGAGACCAAGAAAUCCAUUCGUGGUUGAGUGUAUUUGGCUGGGUUUGGGGUAGCUUUCAGAGGUUUUUAGAGUUUGUAGAGAGUAAAGACCUUCCUGACUUGCUUCAAAGCUUGAUAUACUGAAAGCUCAUAAAUUGUGGAAGGAGAAUUCCAGCUGUGGAGUUCUAUAUCUUUUGAGUUAGUGACCUUUUUCUGGUGGCAUUAAUCAAAGCUUGGGAACCGGGGAGGGGGAGAAAGUAAAAUAAGAGCUAUAUGAAUUAACAGUGAAAAAUGACUGAUGGGAAUUCCAAGAAAAGCAAGCUCUCCUGGUCCAAGAAAAUGGUCAGAAAGUGGUUCAACAUCAAGAGCAAAAAUGAGGACUUUCAAGCUGAUAAUAUUUACGGAGGGGGUGAAGUUGAGUACAGGACUAGCUUCUCAGAGAGGGAGCCAUGUACAAUUAAAAAGAGCAAAACAGCAGAGAAAUUUAGCAAGAAUCCAGAGCAGUUCCGUCGACGUAGAAUGAAUCUCGACCAUCCUCGUAUCAUAGACGUUCAAAACCACAGUAUUUUUGUAGCUUCAUGGAACGUGGCUGGAAGAUCCCCUCCGAGUAAUUUAAGUCUUGAUGACUGGCUUCAUGCUUCACCUCCGGCAGAUAUUUAUGUUCUUGGGUUUCAAGAGAUAGUUCCUUUGAAUGCUGGUAAUGUUCUGGGUGCAGAAGACAAUGGCCCUGCCAAAAAAUGGCUGGCUCUCAUCAGAAAGACUCUAAACAAUCUUCCCGGAACUAGUGGAAGUGGUGGAUGCUAUACACCAUCUCCAAUCCCUGAGCCAAUCGUAGAAAUAGAUGCAGAUUUCGAGGGAUCAUCUAGACAAAAGAAUGCUUCUUUCUUUCAUCGCCGGUCAUUCCAGACAACCCAUAGCUGGAGAAUGGACAACGAUCCUUCAAUUCCACAGCCACGACUUGAUCGGCGAUUCAGUGUAUGUGAUCAGGUAAUAUUCGGUCACAGGCCAAGUGACUAUGAUCCUAGCAAUAGAUGGGGUAACAGGUCUAGUGACUACUCAAGGCCCAGUGAUUACUCAAGGCCCAGUGAUUACUCCAGAUGGAGCUCUUUGGAUGAUGAUAACGGGCCCGGGGAAUCACCAAGUACUGUAUUAUAUUCACCAGGUUCCUAUUCUGCAUCUACCGAAGAUGGACACGGGAGGCCAGGGCAUUCAAGGUACUGCUUAGUGGCAAGUAAGCAAAUGGUUGGCAUAUUCCUGACAAUAUGGGUGAAGAGUGAAUUAAGGGAUCACGUCAAAAACAUGAAGGUAUCUUGUGUUGGCAGAGGAUUGAUGGGUUACCUAGGAAACAAGGGAUCUAUUUCUGUCAGCAUGUCCUUGCACCAAACAAGCUUUUGCUUCAUUUGCAGCCAUUUAACCUCUGGACAGAAGGAAGGUGAUGAGUUAAGAAGGAAUGUAGAUGUCAUGGAGAUUCUUAAGAAGACAAGGUUUCCACGGGUUAAUAACGCGGGAGAUGAGAAGUCCCCAGAAACAAUCCUCGAACACGAUCGAGUUAUUUGGCUUGGGGAUUUGAAUUAUCGUAUUGCCCUGUCUUACCGAGCUGCCAAGGCACUAGUUGAGAUGCAAAAUUGGAGGGCAUUGUUGGAAAAUGACCAGUUAAGGAUAGAGCAGAGGCGAGGUCGUGUUUUUGUGGGAUGGAAUGAGGGGAAAAUUUAUUUUCCUCCAACGUACAAGUAUUCAACUAAUUCUGACAGAUAUGCAGGAGAUGAUAUGCAUCCAAAGGAUAAACGCCGAACCCCAGCUUGGUGCGAUAGAAUUUUAUGGUAUGGAGAAGGUCUCCAUCAAUUAUCUUAUGUACGCGGGGAAUCUCGGUUCUCGGAUCAUAGGCCUGUCUAUGGAAUAUUUUGGGCAGAGGUUGAAUCGAGCCACGACCAAUUGAGGAAAAGCACUAGUUAUUCUAGUUCCAGAAUUGAGGUAGAGGAGCUUUUCCCUUACUCGCAUGGGUAUACCGAACUGAACUUUUUUUGAAGGUUGAUGAGAUUGGCUGUAAAUAUGUUUUCAAGUAUUACAAUUUUCUCCACAUAUGAAGUAUGGUUUGGCAUCCUCAAUCACUCAGGCGGGAAUCACUUUGAACAAAUUUUGCCCUGAAGGGUGAUAUAGAGACAUUCCGUUGCCCACUGACUGAAAAAGGUGUAAAUAUGUGUAAUUUGGUCAACUAAUUAACUCCAUACAUUAUCAGCUCGUGUAACUUCGAUCAGCAUAACGUUCCAGUUGCUAUUUGGUACAUAAUUGAGGUACCAGAUUGACUAAAACCUACCUUUUUUGUCACAGUUUCGUACAAGCACUAUCAGUUUUUCAUUAUGAUUCGGAUGAACUCAACCCAUCAGGAACUGCGAAGUCGGUGACUAAAGAUCAAUUUAUUCAUGAUUCUUUUCUUUUUUUAAUCUUUUUUUUUUUAGUUUAGGAAACACUCUUAAAUUUUGAUGACCGAAAGAAGAUGAAGGAUGCUCAAAACAAUCAUUUAGGGAACUCACCUUUUGUUUUAAAUGUAGAAACCAAGUAAAGAUCCGAUGGAUAUUCAUUACCAAAGUGAUAGGAAAAAAAUUAUAUAUAUUGAAACUUAUGAUAGAUUUGAGAA
Molecule: messenger RNA, 2924 nt
Organism: Populus nigra (black poplar)
Lineage: Eukaryota; Viridiplantae; Streptophyta; Magnoliopsida; Malpighiales; Salicaceae
Product: type IV inositol polyphosphate 5-phosphatase 7-like
Exons: 14
Coding region: 581-2314 (577 amino acids)
Biological process (GO): phosphatidylinositol dephosphorylation
Molecular function (GO): phosphatidylinositol-3,4,5-trisphosphate 5-phosphatase activity; inositol-polyphosphate 5-phosphatase activity; phosphatidylinositol-4,5-bisphosphate 5-phosphatase activity
Source: RefSeq, a predicted model, not a curated record